Messenger RNA from Anastrepha ludens (Mexican fruit fly), 987 nucleotides. RefSeq lists its product as uncharacterized. The record is from RefSeq and is a predicted model, not a curated record. Bases 220 to 621 code for a protein of 133 amino acids. The transcript has a single exon. NCBI's taxonomy places the organism in Eukaryota, Metazoa, Arthropoda, Insecta, Diptera, Tephritidae.
UGCGCCCUCGAACAGACGACAAUUGUGAAAGCCACACCAAUUUGUAAAGUGAAUAAAAUAAGCAAAAAUAAAAGUGCAUUCGAGUAUCAAAGAACUAGUGAAUAAAUAAGAAAUUAAUUAAAUAAAAUCGAUAAACAAAUAAACAACUGAAUUAGUAAUUAAAUUAAAGAUCACAAUUAAAUUAUAGAUCUCAGCUUACUCCAAAAAUUAGCAUAAAUCAUGUCCGAGGAUAGUAUGGAUGGCCAUCUCAGCAGCUCUUCUUCAAGUCCCGAAAAACGUCGCUCAACAGUUCCCGAUAUUUUGCCACAUCAACGCAGUUUCGAAAAACGUUACAGUCAUAUGAUACACAAACAAAUACUGGAGACGGGUGUGAACAAAGAAGCGCUCCAGCGUCAAAUCAAUGCAUAUUUCUCAUGCGGUAGCGCUAGUGGAGGCAGUGAAAGAGCCAACUCAAAUGCUGGUGAAGAAGAUGUGAACGAAAAUGUGCAAGAAGCAGAUAAAGGGGAAGGACAAAGGCGGGGAAAUAGUGAACAGGUUGAGGAAAGUAAAAGAUCACUGGAUAAAGCUGAAACGUUCGAUAUAGCAGACGUGCAUGGAGCAAAAGCAGCAGCCGAUUUGUAAAGUUUGCGAAAGCUUUUAAGUUAGCAAAAUAAUUACGAAGGAAAGAAAGGAAUUUCAAGUAAAAGCAAACAAACACAUACAUUUAUGUAAAUAUGUGUUUGCAUAUCACAAGACUUUGAACGUGUUUAACUAAGUAAGAUAUUCUAUGUAUGCUUAAAGUGCAAUUGCCACGCAAAAGUUGCUACCGAUUUUAUUGCGGAAUCAAAAAUAAUUUGCUUCAAAAGCUUAUCUUGUACUGUGUAAAAUUGAUGUGCUAUACUUUAAAAAAAUUUAAAAGCAACACAGAAAAUGCAUAAUUAAACUACUGCUGAGCUUUGCUCAUCAUUGGUUUUUGAUCUUAAUAAAAUUUAUAUAUCAUAAUUUUAA